This is a messenger RNA of Sparassis crispa, 645 nucleotides long. RefSeq lists its product as hypothetical. Bases 1 to 645 code for a protein of 214 amino acids. The transcript is spliced from 3 exons. The record is from RefSeq and is a predicted model, not a curated record. NCBI's taxonomy places the organism in Eukaryota, Fungi, Basidiomycota, Agaricomycetes, Polyporales, Sparassidaceae.
AUGGGCUGCAAAGGACACCCGUCUUAUGACGUAUUCUGCAAAGUAGUCCUUGGGAAGCGAGCUAUUGCUAGGCUGCGAGAGGAGGCUGAGGUGUAUUUUCGGUUGUGUGACCUUCAAGGCGACGUUGUUCCUGUCUGCUACAAGCUCUUCGAAGGAGAACUCGCCGAUGGACCGUCGGCUUGUCUCAUUACUGAGUACCGUGGGGAAUCUCUAGAUAGAUAUAUGCGGACCACCAGUUGGAGAUUUAGAUGCCAGGUUAUCAAAGCUCUGGCAGAUAUCCACGCCUGCGGUAUUCAAAAUUGCGACUUUGACGUGCGGAACAUUGUCGUCGACAAGGAUGGGCGACCGUUCAUCAUCGACUUCGACCGUGCGCAAAGGCACGAAUGUACAGCGCCGGAGAUAAUUAGCGUCGGCGUCCCCGCACCAUUUCUAGCAGACUUUGGCUGUGACGAGAUUUGGUCGUUUUGUCAGGGUGACUGCGGCAUGUGGAAGCCCAAUACGUUUCCGUUUAUGGGCGGCCACCUUGCCCUCUGUUACUUCGAGAGUGUUGGGACUCUUGCUUCAAAAGCGCCUAAAGGCACACCAAGGGAUGUGGCACUGGAGGAGGCGCGCCGCGCAAUCGAGCGGUUCCAGCGAAGUAAGUAA